AUGGUCGCUGCUCAGGAUGGUUCUGAGAAAUCGUCGGGCAUCAUCUCAGGCGUCUUCAACUUCGUGACUCGCGAGAUAGGCUCAUUUGUGACCGCAGCGGCGGGCGGCUCAACAUCAUCUAUUCACCACAACGAAUCCUCGACUACCCAACGAUCUAGAUCCAAGCUACAGCGAAAACAGCGAGCGCACGAUGAGCCCUACAAUGUACGACGCAGAAAAGAGAAACCUCGUCUGAACAAGACAAGCGGAGAGUGUAGGCCUCAGGGCAAUACAGCGUCGCGUCGGCUACAAGAGCCCAUUUCUCCAGAGCCGCGUGAAUUACCUUCUCUUCAGUUUCGCUCUAAGCAACCCCCGCGCAACAUACCAGAACGCCUAACCAUGCCUGGCUCACUCUUUCCGCGCUCUCCUUCGCUGAUGCCAGGUGGUGUCGAAGCUACCCACGCCCAGCAACCAAUCUUUAAAAUCCCUCUUCCUCCGCGCCAAAUUGCCAGUGCAUCAUCUAAAUCCUCUCCCAGGCAACGAUGCAAAAGCCCCCCUCUCGCCGAUGGUGCACAACCUUUAGAGGAUAAUACCCCCAAUAAUCCCUUUCGUUCGCCUUCCGUGCCUUCUGUCAAAGUUGCAGUGAGCAGAUUUCAAACUGACGAUGCCGAUCCCUCUCUGUUAUUACCCAGCCCUCACCAUUCCCCUCAUCGCAUCAGAACUGUUCGCAGCACACCUAGUUCGUCUCCCCCCAAACCCGAAUCGGAUGUCGACGGACCCGAUGGAAACGACACCCCACGGAUUCCUUACAACGCCAAAGGCAAAGGUCGAGCCUAUGACAUCCGCGAAAUUUCCCCUCCCAUGCAAUUAGACGAGCUUCAUGUUCGUAGCAAGGAGGAAGAGCUCCUAGCUGCCAGGGAAAAGCAACGUCGAAACGAAAGCCGUCGAGAAGAGCGAGAAAUGACGCAUCCUCCCGAUCCUGAUCUUGAGGCUGAGCGCCGUCGAGACAAGGAACAGAUAAAGUACCUUGAGGCUGAAAUUAUGCGAUUGAAGGAAGAGCUAUCGAAACGUGCUGAUGGUACGGGGCAGGCAUACAACCACAGCGCACCCCCUCCGCCGCCGCCCCCUCCGCCGCCGCCACCCACCACAGCUCUUCGUAUACCGGUCCACCCAGGUAUCCACGAUCCAGAGGUUCUCUUCGCUUCUGCGCGGGCUGCACUCAAACCCGCCGGUACCCCAGUCGAAGCCCAAAUAAAUCCAGUAGUAUUCGGUGGAAAACGAAAGGGUCAGCCUACUGUCGGCGUGCCUCCUGAGAAAAUGGCUGCGUUUCUUAGCGAAAUGAAGACCGUUAAACUGAGAAGAGUACAUACUGAUUCCUCCCAUCUGUCUGGAUCGACAUCUUCAGCGGCAGCACGCUUGAACAUGUCGUUUGACUCAGCCACCUUAGGUAGCAGGAGCAAUCUCCCAGCAUUACGUUUAUCAUCCUCUGUGACUUCUGGACCUCUGCGCCCACCACCGGGUCUUGCGUGGAAAGUGGGUGAGAAAAGGAAACGGGAUCCUCGUUCUGAGCUACAAGAUAUCCUACGUGCUUCGAAGCGACGAUCCAUGGGGAUACCUACGGAAGAUGCCAUUGAUAACGAAGAACACCACCCUACCGUCCGCAACAAUUCCGCUAGUAUGACACGAUCUUGGCCUUCAGUAUCUACCGAACCUGAGUUGACCACAGCGACACCUUCGCUCUGUUCCGAUGGCCGCGAUGAUGAAGACACCGCAGCCACCAGCCCGGACGAUCAACCCCCCUCCACUCCACCCAUGAAUCACAACACGUCCACCACCCCCGCUGGCGAUCCUUAUAAUCACCCCUCUAUCCCACAUUCUCCUCUCCCUAUAGCUAGUGCGGGACAGCAGGAUCUAGAUUUGGAAUUAGAAUGGGGCGAUUACAGGGCGAAGACUCCUCCAUUAAAUCCAUCUCAGAGGGCCUUUUCGAAGCGGCCACCUAUGUCGCCGUUGCCACAGCCUACUCCCAGGCGGCCAAUGCCACCUAAACUGAAACGGUCCUCCCGUGUUGUCUCAAGAGCCGACGAUGACGUCCAACCGCGAAUUGACCCGCCCUCCACUUACCAUGAGUAUGAUCCAGAUGGCGAUAUUUCCCGCUCACUCGAAGCAGAGCUUCGGAAGGUUAAAUCACGGUCACAGCUUUCCCUCGACGAUCAGGAUGAUGAUGACCCAGAGCUAGUGCUAGAGAGUGGGGUUUAUGUCGGCAUAGGUACGAGCAGUAAGAGGAAGGGAUUUAUGGCGCGUGGUGGUGCUGGCGGACCUCCCGUGCUCAUGGGAGAGGGCUAUGUCGAGGGAGUUGAAUUAUCUGACGAAGAGGAAUAUAGCUCCAGACCUGUCCGCAGGACUUCCUCUCGUUCCCGCCCGCAAUCCCGGCAGGGAUACUCAGCGAUACCGGUACCCACUCAGCGGAAAAUAUGA
Pleurotus ostreatus (oyster mushroom) is the source of this 2454-nucleotide messenger RNA. RefSeq lists its product as uncharacterized. Lineage: Eukaryota; Fungi; Basidiomycota; Agaricomycetes; Agaricales; Pleurotaceae. The record is from RefSeq and is a predicted model, not a curated record. The transcript is spliced from 5 exons. The coding region runs from base 1 to 2454 and encodes 817 amino acids.